This is a messenger RNA of Pelagomonas calceolata, 2214 nucleotides long. The record is from the annotation of a GenBank genome assembly. NCBI's taxonomy places the organism in Eukaryota, Pelagophyceae, Pelagomonadales, Pelagomonadaceae.
AUGAUGACACGCCCCGCGCGCGAGCCCGCCCGCGCCGGCGGCUUCGGGAGCCGGCGUACAUCGCAGUACGAGCAACGCCCGGGCGGCGACGACGCGACGCUCGACCGGCUGCUGCGGCGGGCCGCCGCGAGCCGGCGGCCCGAUGACCCGCUGCGCUUCGACGCGCCGCCUCCGGACGGCGACGACGACGCCAUGGACGUGGAAGACGCGAGGCCGACGCUCUUCGUGUGGCGCGACGGGGCUGACCCGCGGCCCGUCGUGGGCGCGCCCCCCGCGCCGGUCGUGGAGGUCUCGACGAACGGCCGGUACACGUGUCGCUACGAGGUCUCGACGAUCGUCCUCUUCGCCGACGGGUCGGUGCGGUCGCUACCCGGCAUCCCCUACUUCGCACGCGAGCGCGGACCCAAGGAACUCGCGCUAAAGUGCGAACCCAAGGUCGAGAGCAUCCGGCCGAACGCAGUCGUGGUCGCCAUGCCAAUCGGAAAAAUCGUCGCGAGCGCCGCGGACGGCAUCUACCAGGGCUUCCUCGAACAUAUCAGAAAGGGAGGGUUCCUGGGGUUUGACGGGGGGCAGCAGUGCUGCGGGUGCUGCGCGCUCGACGCUGAUUGCGGGAAUGUAGUAUUAGUGGACGCGGCGGGGCGCGCGCACGCUACGGAACGUGGGAAAGACGUCGUCGAGGGCGCCACCGCGUUCCGCGCCUGCGCCUGCGGCGGCGGCUACGCCUUCUUCCUCGCCAUGGGCGGCUCUAUCUUUGAGUACUCGUUCUACGAUGGAGGGAGGACGCGCCGGCUUCCGUGGCCGCAUCCACCGCCGGUGGAGAUCGCGUGCGACCACGAAGACCGCCGCCUUGGCGAGCCCACCGUGGCCGUGGCGCGCUGUUGCGACGGGUCCGUCGUCGCGUGGGUGGCCGGCGGCGACGCGUACGAAGUCAUGAGUGGGGACCUUGCGGCGAAGGGCGUUUGCUGCCGCAGCGCGCGCGUGUUCGGCGGCGUCGUCGUCGCCACGUCGGAGGCGGGCAACGUCUACCGCGCGCGGGCCGGCGCGCCGCUCGAGCUGCUCCGCGUCUUCGCGGACGCCGGCCUCUGCGUCGAGGACGCCUGGCCCCUGGCGGGCGGCGAGAUUCUCGUCGCCGUCGCGAGCCGCCCGCCCGCGCCCGUCGAGGCCGCGCCGGCGGCCACACCGCCCUACGCCGCGCCACCGCCUUGGGCGCCGCGGCCGCGCCCGGCGCCCGCCGCGCCGAUCGACGCGCCGGACGCGUCGCGCUGCGGCGUCUCCGGGCCGCUCUGGGACGCCUGCUCGUCGACGGACGAAGCGCCGCCCGCCGGGUCCAGCCGCCCUGGGACGCCGGCGGAAGCGCUGCCCGCGGGCUGGCACGAGGCCUACGUGGCGCUGCGCGACGCGCGCGGCCGCUCCGUCGCGCGGGGCGGCUGGGACGUGGCGUGCGCAUCCACAGCGCAGACGGAGGUGAUCGACCGGGGCGACGGCGUCUAUGUUGUUCGCGCGCGGGCCGCGCCGCCCGAGGUCGAGGUGACCGUGACCGUCGGCGGCCGGCCCGUCGGCGCGGCGCGGUGGCGCGCGAGCGUCGUCGCGGACGAGCGUCCGAUUUCGAUCUACGUCAAGAGCGACCUCCGGAGCUUCCCCUGUGUCAAUUUUAGCGUCAAGCGGUACGGCGACACGGUGCGGGCGCUUAAGGACCGGAUCGCGGCCAAGAACGGCGUCGCGCCCGCGCGCCAGCGGCUCUGGAUGUGGGCGUCGACGUUCGUCAGCUGGGAUAACAACCCUUGUGGGCCGCGAGCAGGCCUGCUGUGGGACGACGCGGCGACGCUGGCCGCGUGCGGCGUGAAAGCGGAGCAGACGCUGCACCUCGAGGUCCUCGAGGCCCCGCCGCCGACGCCGCCGCCCGCGCCGCCGCGCUUCGCCGAGGCCGCGCCCGCGCUGCGCCAAGCGCCCGCGCCCGCGCCCGUCGCGCCGCCGGUCGCUGCGCCCGCGCCCGCGGCGGCGGCGCCGCCGCCCGAGGCCCCCGCGCCCGCGCCCGAGCUCGCCGCGCCCGAGCCGCCGCCGUUCGCCUUCGCCGCGCCGGCGCCCGCUCCGCCGCGCGAGGCGCCCGCCCCGGCGCCGCGGCGGGUCGUCGUGGACCUCGGCGCGGCCGGCCCGCUCAGCGCGGCGGAGCGGGACGCGCUCGACGCGCUCCUCGCGCGGUACGACGGCGCGUAA